CCUCACUGUGGGUUCCCUUUGCAGGACUCCUUGCUUGUGUGGAAGAUGUCCUGCUCCAGCCUGUGUGCCCCUGCCUGUGGGGUGGCCGCCCCGGCCCCACUGGCUGACAGCUACAACGAGCCCUGCGUGCGCCAGUGCCCCGACUCCACCGUGGUGAUCCAACCCCCGGCCACCGUGGUCACCUUCCCCGGGCCCAUCCUCAGCUCCUUCCCGCAGAGCUCCGUGGUUGGCUCAGCAGGAGUGCCCGCCGUUGGAUCUGGCUUG
This is a messenger RNA of Meleagris gallopavo (turkey), 264 nucleotides long. Its product is annotated as claw keratin-like. NCBI's taxonomy places the organism in Eukaryota, Metazoa, Chordata, Aves, Galliformes, Phasianidae. Gene Ontology annotation, cellular component: intermediate filament. The record is from RefSeq and is a predicted model, not a curated record. Gene Ontology annotation, molecular function: structural constituent of cytoskeleton.